Molecule: messenger RNA, 1302 nt
Organism: Piliocolobus tephrosceles (Ugandan red Colobus)
Lineage: Eukaryota; Metazoa; Chordata; Mammalia; Primates; Cercopithecidae
Gene: PRELID1
Product: PRELI domain containing 1
Exons: 6
Coding region: 211-912 (233 amino acids)
Cellular component (GO): mitochondrial intermembrane space
Source: RefSeq, a predicted model, not a curated record
GGCUACAGUGUGACUGCGCCGGAAGUAGCGCGCGGCCGGACAACUUAUGGCGGCGGCGGCAGCAGCUGCUUGGGCGCGGUGUGGUGGUGAUUGAGCUACGAGCCUGGCGGCGGCUGUGCGCCAAGCCCCGGCCCGGCCCGGCCCCCGCGUGCCUCCCAGGCUCCGCACCCCUGAUGCUGCGCGGGUGCUGAGCCCGCUCCGGCCGGGACGAUGGUGAAGUAUUUCCUGGGCCAGAGCGUGCUCCGGAGUUCCUGGGACCAAGUGUUCGCCGCCUUCUGGCAGCGGUACCCGAAUCCCUAUAGCAAACAUGUCUUGACGGAAGACAUAGUACACCGGGAGGUGACCCCUGACCAGAAAUUGCUGUCCCGGCGACUCCUGACCAAGACCAACAGGAUGCCCCGCUGGGCCGAGCGACUGUUUCCUGCCAAUGUUGCUCACUCGGUGUACAUCCUGGAGGACUCUAUUGUGGACCCACAGAAUCAGACCAUGACCACCUUCACCUGGAACAUCAACCACGCCCGGCUGAUGCUGGUCAUCCUCUCUGGACCUGUCCUUCGACUCAUUCAGACAGUGGUGGAGGAACGAUGUGUUUACUGUGUGAACUCUGACAACAGUGGCUGGACCGAAAUCCGCCGGGAAGCCUGGGUCUCCUCUAGCCUAUUUGGUGUCUCCAGAGCUGUCCAGGAAUUUGGUCUUGCCCGAUUCAAAAGCAAUGUGACCAAGACUAUGAAGGGUUUUGAAUAUAUCUUGGCGAAGCUACAAGGCGAGGCCCCUUCCAAAACACUUGUUGAGACAGCCAAGGAAGCCAAGGAGAAGGCAAAGGAGACGGCACUGGCAGCUACAGAGAAGGCCAAGGACCUUGCCAGCAAGGCAGCCACCAAGAAGCAGCAGCAGCAGCAGCAUUUUGUGUAGCCAGCCCACCACCACCACAGCGCCCCAGACAGCUAGGCGUAGCCCCUCUGCCCUCCCUCCGCUGUACUUUAUCAUUCAAAAUCAACUUCCAGCCCUAUCUGCUGUCUGGGUGGUGGGUUGUGGGGAGGUAGUUUGGCAUCUGCAGGACACCAAGGCACGUGAUUCACAUCUGUGCCAGGUCUGCUUAUUCUCCCAUGGGGCAGCUGAGGACCGAGGCACAGAGGUGCGGUGACUUGCCCGGGGCUCCAGGUAGCCUGCAGGUUAACUGGCGGUAAGUGCUAGACUGUAAACCCCACGAGGGCAGGGCUUUUUGUUUUGUUCUCUGAAGUGUUUCAGUAUCUAGCACAUAAUAGACACUCAAUAAAUACUUAUUGAAUUCAGUCAGCCCCA